Molecule: messenger RNA, 13965 nt
Organism: Lymnaea stagnalis (great pond snail)
Lineage: Eukaryota; Metazoa; Mollusca; Gastropoda; Lymnaeidae
Source: the annotation of a GenBank genome assembly
GGUGGAACAAGGGGGCUGCACUCUCAUGCAGUGAAAUAUUCCAGUGGGAUUCAAACCGAUGUUUAUGUGCUCAUCACUGAGGGACUGACACUACUGACAACUGCUACUAAAAGUAGCUAAUUAGCCUCUAGUAGAGGCUAAUUAGCUCUAGCUGUUGUUGGAGUGUUGGCUACAAUGAUUUUAACGUGUACUCCCAAACGUUGCUGGCUAAAAUAAAAUAACUCGUUAGCAUGAAAGAUGAAAUGAAUUGAUCAUAUUAAUAAUUAUAUUUAAUAUAAUUAUUAAAUUAUUAUUUUUAUGAUUCAAAAUAUUGGUACCUAAUAUUUUAAAAUUAUGACAUUUUUUGUUUGAAUUACACUCAAUCAGUCCUACACUUUUAGUCUUACUUAGUCCUUAGUUUUAGGCAAAGUAGCCAACUAAAAGUAGUUAAAACUUAACUUAGUGUAGUGUAAGCCUAGUAAGCCUAGUCUACCUAUUUUAGUUUCAUAAUACUAUUAAUACUAUAAGUAUAUCUUCCAUCCUAAAUCCUAAACUUAUUAUAAAGUUAUUAAAAGUCAACAUAUUCACUUUAUUCAGUCUUCAUAAUUCAGCUGUGACUUUCAGUCUGGGGCCCACUGGGAAAAAAGGGGGGGGGGGGGGUGUGUCUUGUGUCAAAUGGCACUCUGCCUAGGCUAGACCAUUGUAGGUAAUUUUAUUUUUCAACAGGAGUUCUUAAGCUGGUGCAAGUUUAAUACUGUUACCAUUUUGGGACUGCACAGAAGCCUGCAGGCAGGUAAUCAAGCAAUGUCCCUGAAUUUACUUUCAACGAGAACAGCCUUCAGAUGUAGACAGUUAUGUCAUUUUCAAGGUGCAGAUAAGUUUUAUAUUGUUUUUAUUAUUUCAAAAUAUACUUUCAAUUUGCAUAUUCAGGUAGUCAUUUAUUCAAUCUUUUAAGAAUUAUUUUCCUUUAACUUUAACACAAAUUCAUCAAUUUAAUCAAUUAAUGAUAAAUGCAAAACUGAUCAAUAAUAAUUUGUUGUAUAUUAGUAUUAGUAUUAUUAUUAUUAUUAUUAUUAUUAGUGGUGGUUUUAUAUAGCGCCUAGGGCUGGGCUCACCACACUGUACAUACAAUUUAACAAACAUAAUCAUGAACUUAAAAAUUAACAUACAUUAAUUAAAUAAAACAAAACAAAUGUAUAUUCACUCCACACAUUCAAGAACUAUUUACAUAUCAAGCCAUGGACGGCUACCCAGCAGCAUCGUUUUAUCGACCAGAGGGGGGGAAUCAGUCAGGAUAGUAGAGUUUAAAGAGAUGUGUUUUGAGAGCAGUUUUGAAGGCUAUGAUGGUCAGUAUAUUGCGAAUGUGUAGUGGAAGAGAAUUCCAUUGUUUGGGGGAACAGAAAGAGAAUGAUCGUUCACCGUACGUUUUAUGCAAGUCUUGGGGAAUAAAAAACUAUUUUAAAAAAUCAUCUGUAAUAUUCAAAUGAAUUUUUAGUUAAUGUUGUAAUCAAUUCUUUAAAAUUCCAGACCAUCAUAAUCAUUAAGUACUAUUUAUUAUUAAUGGUCGUUUUAAAGAAUUAGCUGCAGUCUGGCAGCUAUUUCUUGUAAUUGUUUGAAAGUGAAAUUUAUUAAUUUGGAAUAAAUUGCACCCAGACCUCUAAGUCUAAGCAAAUGAUAUUAAUUUUAAAUAAAACAAAAAUAAACUGCUAAAGACAAUUUUAGACAUUUCUUUAUAACAUUAAUAGUACUUAUAGGUUUUUAAAUGGUGAAAAAAAUUUAGAAAACACAUAACUGUGGGCAUUAAAAUACUUAUGAUAGCAAACUCUGUUAAGUGGGAGAGAAGGUAAAAAAUAAAUUCUAAUGUCGAUAAGAGAAAUUUUAAAUGUUAUAAUCCAAGUCUUUCUAGGUCAAAGGACUUGCAGUGAAUAAGCUGUUAAUUUAUUAUGUCAGGAUAAUUUUGGCUUUUAGUAUACAGAAACGAUAGUUAGCGAUUCAGCUCACUAAUAUACUCAUUACUAAAAUGAUAAUAAAGACAAUGGUAGUAAAGGGGUAUCAAUAAAAAAGAAUUUAUAAAAUUAAAUACUAAAAUAUUUGGUUAACAUAUUAAUGCAUAUAAUCAAAUAUUUAGUAAGUCGUCAAAUUUAAAAAAAAAUUGAUUGCAGUGCUAUUUAGUGGUACCUUCAGAUGGAGCAAAAUGAGCUACUCAGUAACACCAGCUACGAAAGAAGAGCCAACAGCCCCAAUUAUUGUAACACCCGUCCCAGGACCUAAAUCACAGUUGCUUAAGGAAGAACUUGACCAAGUGCAGGUAUAUUCAUUUAUAGGUGUCAUAUGAUGUCUCACAUCAGGAACUGGCAGCACUGCUAGUCUGACUGCCUUCUGAUUUUCAUAAAUUAAACAAAUUCUAUUUUAUUUAACAAAACUCACAAGUACCCAUUGCAAAUUUAUGUUAUCACUUCUCAAACAGUCUGAAGAAUUAGAAUUUUAAAUGUUCUGAUAGCAAAGAAUAGAAUUGUAUGAUCAAGAAUUGUCCAUCAUAUUUGCUGGUCACCCUGGAUGUAGUAUUUCACCUCCUCAUGAAAUGCUCAAUGGUUUACUUUGAUAUAGUUGGGUGCUGGGUGGCCGAGCGGUCUAAACUGUCUCAAACCAAAUAGCUGGUGGUCUGGAGUUCAAUCCCCGCCAAAGCCAACUUCUCAAGCACUCCGGUUGGAUGGGACUCGUUAGCCUUGGACGGCAACCCAUCUAAGAGAAGGCAAACUCUAAAUUUAAACCAGGAGCCAGAAUGAUCAACAAAUUGAUCGUGGGCCCCUCAAAUAUAAGAAGAAGAAGAAGAAGGCUUAUGAUUUUUGGGGAAGGGGGAUAGAAAGAGAUAGUAGCAGGCGCAAUAAUAAUUUAAUUUGAUCAACUGUGUGCCAAAAAUUUACGCUCAACCAUACAGAGAAAUUUGCUGAGUUUCUAAAGAUGAGAAAUAAAACUGAGCUGUCAAUAUUUUUUGCUUUUUCCCUUAGAACACAGAUGCAGUUCAAUUCUUUGUUGACUACCAGAAGAGUGUAGGGAACUACAUUGCUGAUGUCGAUGGGAACUAUUUAUUGGAUCUCUAUACACAGAUAGCCAGUAUUCCCAUAGGUCAGUUUUAUGAAAAUAUGCUAUGAAUGUCAAAAUGGUUUCUUUGCUGCUAGUUUAGAGUAAAAUCUUAAUUUCAAUUUUUUUACCUUUUCAAUAUUUUGUUAUUCUGGUUUUGGUUUUUCUUUGUUCAACCUUGGGCUCAUCAAGCAUGUCACUAAAGUACAGUGUGUGCUGAUAAACCAAAACAAAAAAGGCUACAGUUAACUUUGCCUAUAAUGCUCAUGAGUUUUACAAAUUCUGUUGACAGACAAAAGGGCAAGGAUAUAAUAUUAACUUAUAAAAAUAUGUACCCAAAAUUUAUCCUAAGAAUCAUAAUGUAUUAGAAGUAAUUUUGAUGCCCCAGUGUUUUGUUAAUUGUGGAAAGUAUGUGGAUAUGAUUUUCUUUUCCUGACAUUUUCAAAAGACAACAGGACUCUACUGCCAUUUUAUGUGUAGGCUACAUGAGGACUGUGAUCAGCCUGACAAUAGGGGUCCUUAUUUAUUGUCAGAUCUCAUGAAUGACGUGGACUAUCAGUUCCAGCUUUCCUGUGGGAACUAUGAAGGAGUUAAAAAUGUCCUUUGUUUGGUCCAUAUAUUUUUCUGAGAAUGUUUCUCUCCCAUGUGUUUAAUAGGUUUUCUGCUGGUUUUUUAAGGAAAUUUUUUCUUUUAUUUCUGUUAGUAAUUCAUUUUUUUCAUUAAAAAAAUAUCCUAGGUAUUUGAAUUGAUUUAAUUUUUCAAAAGAGUGGUUUCUUAUUUAAAUGAUUUCAUCUGUCUGUUCUUCUCUAAACAUUGUCAUGUAUUUUUUUUUUUUUUUUGUUGUUAACUUCCAUCCCUGCUUGUAGUGAUCUGUAUUCUAUUCAUUAAAAAAAUAUCCUAGGUAUUUGAAUUGAUUUAAUUUUUCAAAAGAGUGGUUUCUUAUUUAAAUGAUUUCAUCUGUCUGUUCUUCUCUAAACAUUGUCAUGUAUUUUUUUUUUUUUUUGGUUGUUAACUUCCAGCCCUGCUUGUAGUGAUCUGUAUUCUAAUUCAAUAAAGGCUUUUGAUAUGUCUUUACUACUUUUCCCUAACAGUGCUAUGUCAUGUACAAGAUACUGAAGGGGUUGAGUGUAGAGAAAUCCUAUUGUUUGUGGUGUGGGUCUUGGGCUUCCCUCAGAAAGUAUCCAUUUGAUUGUUCCUCAUAAUAACACAUGCUAGAUAUAGAGGCAUUGAAAUAAAGCAUACAUAGAUUAAAAGUGAAACAAGAUGAAAAACUUCUGUUUUAUUUGAUUGAAUGCAAGCAGAGUCAUGCCAUCACUGGCAGUCCCGAGUGACAUGUGAUUUCAUUACUAUCUUUAAAUAAAAGUGAGAGCGCUGUGUCAGGACAUACUCAGAUGCACUUGGAUGCAUCCGUUGGAACACCUGAGGAUGCAUUUAGUUGCAACUACAGGGAAUGAGUUAAAUAAAAAACAAGAAAUGGCAAUCGGAUUAAAUAAAAGCCUGUUUAAAUUUUUUUAUUCUUAGGAGUUUAUUUUUCGAUAUUCAUGCGGCGUUUAAAUAGUUUUUUACCUCUUGUAGGUUACAACCACCCCAGAAUCCUGAAAGUUCUCACAGACCCUGAAAAUUUGGUUAGUAUAAUGUUAUAUUCUUUUCCUUGGAUAUUUGGAAUAAAUUAAUAGAUUAAUAAAUUAACCAUCACUUUUAAAACUGGAGGCUAUUGGGUUUGAAUAUAAUAAAAAGCUAGGCUCAACCUUACACCUUAUUAAUCAUUUGUUAUUAAUAAUUUCAUUAACCAAGAUUUUAGUAUGUUUUUUUUUUUUGUUACCUGGUUCUUUUUGUGUUUUUUCACCUUAACUGUACGGUCCAACUAUAGAGAAAUCCGUCUUUUUCACCGGAUAGGAAAGGGGAGGAGCAAAUUUUCUAUUUAGUUAAAUAAAAUUAGCAUUAUAAUAAAAUUGUUUUAAUUUAUAAAAAUUAAGGUUUUAAAUAUAAUUAUCAUUGUUUUUAAAAAAAAAUUAUUAUUAUACGAAUCGCGAACGAGACAAGUUUACGUCGUCCAUUUUUUUUUCUAAAUGCGAAUGUAAUCGAGCCAGCUGCUUCAGAAAAAAAUAUUUUAGAUUACAAAAUGGACUUAGAAAACAAUGAAAUUAACUCAGAUGAAUCCCUAAGUGACUCUUCUGAUGAUUUGGAUUCAGAUUAAUAUGAAAAAACAUCGAAUGAAGAUGUGGAUGUUUUUCACACUUAAAUUAUGAUUGUAAGAAAAUACACAAUCAUUUUCAAGCACCAUUUAUAAAAUAUGAACAUCCAUUCAUUUCUGAACAAUUAAAUAUAUAACAUGAUGGGUAUUUAUUAGCUACUCAUUUUAUGGGUAUCCCAUUAUGUGUGAUGACCUAAAAAAAAAAAAUUAAAAAAAAGAACCAAAAAAUCCAUGAACUGCAAAGAUUAAAUCUGUUAUGAUUAACAAUGUAAUACAAAACAAGUGGAAGCAACUGUUAAGUUCCUUAAAUAACGAGAGAAUUAUUAUGUGUUUAAAAUUUAAUAAUCUUUCUGUUGAUAAUACAAAAAAGGAAAACCCUUCUAAUUAUUGUCAUAUAGCAAUUUACUAAAGACAUUUGUUUAGUAAUUAAUAUGUGUGGAUCCCACUUUGAGCUCCUAGUAGCAUUUUUGUGCAUAUUUUUCUAUAUUUUAUUCUCUUUUAGAGCUCGUUUGCCAACAGACCAGCUUUGGGAAUAUUUCCUCCGUCAGACUUUGUAAAAAAUGUUACAGAAUCUCUCUUAGCAGUAAGUCUGUUUAUUAUGUGAUCAAUAAUACCUUAAUGAUAAAAGUAAUGUUAUAUUUGAUGGAACACCUGCAAAAGAAUCUUGAUAAUACAAGUAUGAAACGAUUUUAGUUUUGUAUAAAUAUACUAGAAGCAUUUCACAUCAUUUUUACAUAGAAUUUUGACAAUAUUUUAUUAUAAUUUACAAUGUCAGGUGGCUCCCCCUGGAUUAAGACAAGUACAGACCAUGGGUUGUGGGGCUUGCUCUAUUGAACAUGCCUUGAAAGCUGCAUUCAUGGCAUUCAGAGUGAGUAGACAUUGUAAUGACUUAACUAUCUUGGUAGAAAUAUUCUCUCAGUUAAAUAUGAAUAUUGUUUCCUGAUAACAUCCUUGGAAAAAAUAUCCUUUUAAUAUUAAUUAGUAACGUGUAUAUUAUAUUUUGUGCAUUUUAUUAUCAUAUUUUAUAUAAAUGACCAUCUGGACUGGAAUUUUUGGAAUUUUAGUUAGGAAAUCAGUUAGGAAGCACCAAUUAAUGUAAUUUGGGAUGAUAACACAUUUGAGGGAAUCGUGCUGUGACCGUUUAAAAUAACUGAGAAUUCUUGAAUUAAUAUUUAUCUCUUUUACAGAGAAAGGAGAGGGGAGGUAAACCCCCCAGCAAGGAAGAGCUCGAAUCAAGUUUAUGGAACAAACCUCCUGGCAAUCCCAACAUUUCUGUUCUGUCUUUUAAAAAUGCAUUUCAUGGCAGAACCAUGGGUAAGGGAUAUAGAGAGAGAGGGAGAGAGAAAGAGAGAGAGAGAGAGUAAACUGUUAAAUAUGUUUCUAUAUUAUACAUGGUCAUAAUUUGUUUAAAAGUUUUUAUGUAUAAUUUCUAAAUAGCCAACAUUUAAUCAUGUUUUAAAUUAUUUAUAUAUAUAUAUAUAUAUAUAUAUAUAUAUGUAUAUAUAUAUAUAUCUAUCUAAGUAAAUUGUAAGGUAAUAUUAGUUUUGUUGUACAUUUAUCUUUGUGAAACUAUAAAUAUAUGUUUAAAACAUGUCUGUAGGAUGAAUCACUUAGUAAUAAUAAGCAAGAUAUUAAACAAGUCUUACUUCAGUGACUUUUUAUCCUUAUUGGAAACAUUUCUUCUGUACAAAAAAAUGCUGGGUUCUAGAGCCAUGCUUAAUAAUAGAAUAUCCUUUCUCAGUGGAAACAAAACAACAACAAAAACAUUUUCAUUAAAUGCAAAUCUAUUAUCUUGCCAUCCAGGUGCUCUGGCCUUGACCCACACAAAAUGGAGUCACAAACUGGAUUUCCCAAGCCCUGACUGGCCGAUAGCUUCAUUUCCUAGGCUCAGAUAUCCAUUGGAGAGUUUUAAACAGGAAAACAAGAUUGAGGAGUCCAGAUGUUUGGCUGAGGUAACACCACACCUAGAGUAGACUAAGUGUUUAUAAAUAUUGGUAUAAAUAUUAAUAUGUACACUAGAAAUCUAUAUCACUAGGAUACAUAGGGGCAUAUAUUGUCACUGUAACUCUCUAAAGACACUAGUCAAAUUAGUAAAUAUUUUUUUUUAGAAAAUUGUGUUAUUCAAACUUCAUAAGAAUUAGGACUUCCUCCUCUCCUGUGAAGAUGUUUUCCAAAUUGAGUUAGUGGAAAGUACAUUUUCUGUCACAUGAUUGAACCAAAUGUUUCAAGAGCUUUUUGUAAAGUAAUUAGGUUUUUAUUGUCUCCUGCACAACAGACCUGUUUACCCUCAAACUCUUAAAAUCGUACAAUAUCCUCACAAAAUAGUUCAAUACACUAUCUUAAAGUAAAAAAUAAACAUACAGUAUAUAUUAUGUAUGCAUCUCAAAAUUGUACAUUGUACACCGAGAUCGUAAGAGUAAACAGAUCUGGUACAAUUUCAAAAACCUGACUUGUUCAUUUAGAGAGAUAAGGCCACAAUAUAAAUGUUCCCAUGACUAGAGCCAUUAAAACACAUUAGCCCUGAAUAAUAGCAAAUAUUUCAGUGUGGCAAGUUUCCUUUGAAUUAAUGCCAUUUAAUUUUAAAACCAUUUCGAUAUCAGCUGUUUAAAAACUUUUUACAGGUUGAAGAGUUACUGGAACUUUACAAAAGGAAAGAUAACCCAGUGGCCUGUAUUGCUAUUGAGCCCAUCCAGUGUGAGGGGGGAGAUAACUUUGCUAGUCCAGAAUUUUUUCAAGGCCUGCAAAAUAUCUGCAGGAAAGUAAGUUGUUACAAGCUGAAGCUGAUUUUUAGAGUGUGUGGUAUAUGUGGACCUACCAAAUAGCUUAAUACAUUUGUAAGUCAUAUAUUGCAACUUUUUUGGUAAACUAUACAAGUGAUCCUGACCCAAAGUCAAUACAUCGCCAUUAACAUGUUAAUCCCCCUAGAUACUACCUACAUUGUGUGUACUAAACAACAACUGAAGCGUGGUCAACUUUAUUGUGCAAGCGAAAUUAAUGCCAUCCACAAUGGAACUAUCAAUAAUCCUAAAUUAAUUAAACGUAACAACUCUCAUUCAAAUUAAAAUGAAAGAACUGGAAUUAAUGUAAAAGUUAAAAAUACAACAUGUAAAUAGUUUUAUUUUGAAAGUUCAACAAAAUAAUCACAUAUUAAUUUUUUUUAAAUUCCUCCUGCUGACGUUGUUAUAGAACAUAUUCUACAUUUUCAUUCUUUUAAUUUUAAGCCACAAAAUCUUACAUGCCCCAUCCCCUGUUCUUUCCCACCACACACCCUCUUCGCACACAGAACACAAUUGCUCUGUUGAUUGAUGAAGUGCAGACCGGUGCCGGGACCACAGGGAAGUUCUGGGUACAUGAGUAUUUCAACUUGAGAGACCCACCUGACCUUGUGACCUUUGCCAAGAAGAUGCUGACAGGGGGGUUCUACUACAGGGAUCAUCUUCGGCCAACAGAGGUAACUAGUUGUUAGUGGGGUCAGAGCUGACGGGGGGGUUCUACUACAAGGAUCAUCUUCGGCCAACAGAGGUAACUAGUUGUUAGUGGGGUGAGAGCUGACAGGGGGGUUCUACUACAGGGAUCAUCUUCGGCCAAAAGAUGUAACAUAGUUGUUAGUGGGUCAGAGUUGUCAGGGGGGUUCUUCUACAGGGAUCAUCCUCGACCAACAGAGGUAACUAGUUGUGGGGUCAGAGCUGACUGUAAACACUACACUAGUUAAACUUUUACAUUUCACAGAACGGAACAAAUUACUAGUGAUUAAAUGAAAGAGAUAUGGGAACACUUCAUUAGUGAGAUCAUAUGGUGAAUCAAUAUGAGGAAAGAGUUCACCAUUGAAUAUAUUUUGAACAUUUUAAGCCUGGUAUAUUAUGUUUUAUUAAUUUACUUAUUUCCCUUCAUUAUUUGUAAAACAUGUAAGAACUGUACUGGCAAUAAAACUCUCAUCCAAAUUGUACAAAAACACAGGAUAUCAAGAUUUAUUUAAACCUGUGGGCAAGUCAGUUGUAUCUAUGGUGCUUGUUGUGUCACACAGGGAUACAGAAUAUUUAACACCUGGCUGGGGGACCCAUCAAAGGUGAUCAUGUUGAAAGAAGUUCUGGCCAUCAUUAAAGAUGACCAACUGUUACAGAGAACGGCAGACACUGGGAAAUAUCUGGUACAAAAUUUGAUGGAUGCCCAGGUAAUAGUUUAAUGGUGACUUUUAACUUUACCCCAAAUGAUUCUUGUUUCUGUAGACUUUCUAUACUACCUAUUAAGCCAAAGGAGGGUUAUGAGUGCACCUAAUGGCUAUUGCAAACCCCUUGGACAAAUCAAAUAGGCCUGGGAAUUAUUAGAGAUCAUUACCAAAAGCCACUUCAUGAGGGGUUCUGAAACUUUAGAAUUCUUGCCUAUAUUUAUAAAUUAACCAAACAUUAACCCUUUACAGUCCAAACCUAUUCAGCCUUGUCUACUCCCAGCGCCCAAGCAAAGGGACAUAACUCCAUUUUAAAUGAAGGUUCUUUAUCUAAUUAAUUUACAGAAAAUAAACUAGAAGCAACAAAAUAAAAUAAAAACUACCUAAAUACAAAGAAAUGAUUAAAGCAAAAGUUAAACCUAAAAAUAGUUUCAGAGACCCUCCCACUCAUGAAAUAGUGAAGCUUCAUUAGGCCUAAGUUCUUUCAAAAGUGUAUCCAAGGCUUAGAUAGCCAUUUUUUACAGCGGAAAAAUCGCGAAUUUUAAAAAAAUCAUAGAAAAUAAGCCCCUAAACACACCGCAGUGAAACUAGUAUCGAAAUAAAUGCAGACAACGAGGCUUUCUUCCGGUAGAACUAUAAAUAGUAAUGCGCAAUGGAUUUCCGCUGUGCUAAGAACGAAAGUAAACACCUCGAAACGGGCGGGUUCGGCCUCAUCGGACUGUAGGCUUGAGAAAAAAUCGGCGCAUUUCGGGCGCAUCAGACUGUAAAGGGUUAAAAGAAUGUUAAAUUAGUGUGUUUUAAAACAAAAGGCACAGAGUACACAGGUGUCCAAUUAGAACUUAAAACAUUCUAUUUUAACCCUCUAUAAGCCUCCAGGAUUUGUUGAUGUAAUAUUCUAUGGAAUAAAACCUUGCAGUGUGGAUUAGAAUUAAUAUUUUUGCCUUUGAGGCAGUUUUGAAAGGGGGCAGAGAAUUCAGCUCUACAAACUGUAACUAAGGUUCAGCCUAUGCCAUUUUGUUUCUUAUAUUCAUAGACCAGAUAUCCUAAACUGCUAUCAAGGUCAAGAGGGCUGGGGGCCAUAGCUGCAGUGGACCUACCUGAUGUCCAGACAAGAGACAAAGCCAUUGUUAAAAUGAGAGAACUUGGUAGGUCAUUCCUGCUUAGGUUUUAUUACAGGAAGAGAUCACAAUGUGAAGUAGCUUCAAAUAGUCUAGUAUAAGAAAUAGUCUUCCACAUUAAUGGAAAUGCAGCACAAAAAUUGUCCUUAGGUUUGUGUAAAGUAGCUUUUAGAUGGCAUUUUAGUUUUGCUCGUUUAUGACACUCAUGUUUAUUCACUUUGUAUUGAUCACGUCAGACCUGGUUACUCGUACAAUUUUGGCAUUCCAGUACAGUGUAUGCUUUUGAGAUCUUAUUUAUGAUUGUACGCCAAGACCUUUAAAUAUAUUCUCAUAGUUUUUAUCAUUUAACAAAAACAACAAAAAAACUAACCCUUUUCAAUUGUUAUUUUUAGCUCUCAAUGAACUUCCUAGAUACAGCAACAGUAAUAUUUAGCAAAGUUGCCCAAAUGACAAAUUUAAUUAAAAUUCACUGUUGUUUGCUUUUGUGCCACAUGAUGUAGCAACAGUUUUAUGAAUACAUUCUCAACUGCUCCACACAACAGCAUUAAAGUUGACAUAUUUUAGAAGAUCUAGUAAGCGGAAUUUGAAAUCCAUUUUUAGAAGUCACUAAGCAGCUGUACUAUUUUAAUACCCCAUUUGGUUCAAGCACACCACUUCCCUUCUCCCACUACAUCUUGCUGUGGUUAUUAGGCUAUAAUGUGUUAAAGGAAAAUAAAAUCGGGCACCUAGGCUUAAUGCAGUGGUGGCCAACACAGGACCUGCCCUGUUAAAUAUCAUGGCCCAAGGGAUGUAUCACAAAUGAACUUAUUUCUUCAUUCAAUUAGUGAUUAUGUUCACAUUUUGGCAUAAACGCACAUUUGAAAUAUAUAGUAGGCCUAUACCUCAUUCUUUGUGAUGGUAAGAACCAUUUCCAUGUACUUGAACUUUUUGGGACUGAUUAAAAUUUAAAAAAUGAUUGAAAUAAGCAAUCUCUGAAGUGUUUUACUAUGUAGUAACUACUAAAGUAAAAAGAAUUUAUAUAACCACAGGUAGAGGGAAUCUAAUAUUUCAUAACAUUAUGAUGUAGUGUAGAAUGAUGCAAAACUUAAUUCAGGUAUACACAAAAGUGCAUUCGUGCAUUUUAAAUUUAUAAAAAAUGUCUUGGAUGGGGGGUUCGGCCCCCUACCCAAACCCCACUUUUGCGGAGGUGACAUGCAGGCAUCUCUGAUUUCCGCCUCUUCACCCCAUUUUUGUCUAUCAAAGUUGCAAAGACUUUGGUUAGUGACCUUGGACAUACAAUGCCAAUAGUUUUUGCAUACAUAGUUACAAUGCGGUGUAUGAUUGUGAGGUGUUUAAUUACUCUUCUGAUAUUGUACUAGUUUGGGAAUUCCAGAGCAACCAGGUCUGCUAUAGUAAGAUUUCACAUUGUUUUUAUCAUCCUGAGAGUUAUUUAAGUAAUUUUUCUCAAUAUAUUAAUCAUCAACACAAAGUUGUCUAAAUUUAGGAUUUACUUUGAUUAACCCAUGAGUUUAGUUGUAAAUAAACUGUAAGGACAAGGUUCAAUUAACGACAACGUUGACCUAAACAUUGUGUUCUUUAUGUUGACCAGGUGUUCACCUUGGGGCAUGUGGAGUAUCAACCCUCAGAAUCCGGCCAACCUUGACCCUAGAGAGGAAACACGUUGAUGUUUUUGCUGAAAGGUUUGACAAAGUUCUGAAACAGUUGUAAAAGUUAAACUCCUUAUCACUGAGACAUGGAAACCAAAGAUCAAUAUAUUCUCAAUACUAGAGUCUGUCCCGUCCACCCCCCCCCCAAACCACACACAAUUAAUUUCAUGACUUGAUACCUGUUAGAACUUCCCUUGCAUUUAAUUUCAUGGGGAUGAUCUUGAGGUGUUUAUUGAGGGAAAACAAUUUGAUGGGCAGAAGUUAGUGCAAUACAGGGUUACAAGUUAUAUGUAACAAAUUUUGAUUAUGUUAGAGAAAUUAAAGGUUAUAGGCUACAAACAAGACUUAACAUUUUUAUUGGUACCCUAAUAUUUUAAAAUAACAUGUUCUAAUAGCGUUCAUAUUAUAACAGUUGUCAAUGGUGGACAAAUAAUUAAAUGUCUUGCUGUGUAACAUUACUAAAGUCACUUUGCAUACAUUUUAGUUGUAUUAUAGUGGUAUGUUGUCCUUGGAGAUGUGUCAGUCAUUUAGUUUAAGUUCAAUAUUGUUGUUCUGCUUGCUUUAAAUCAUCCUUUCAUUUUCCCAAUUGGAAGAGUUCUCCACCAAAGGAAAGGUGACAAAAAUGGUAAAACUUGAAUGAAGCUAGACCAAAAGUCUUCCUCACCAUCUUAUUGUUACAUCCCAAAGUUUGAAAUAUAAUACUUACCUAGUCUUUAUGUACCCACACAAUGGGAUUGUUUUUUUUGUUGUUGUAAUUUUUAAUGUUCACAUGAUGUCACCUGAAAUAAAUAUGUGUUUUCAUAUUAACUAUUAUGUAAUAUUAGUUUUGUGUUUAAUAAUUAAACAGAGUCAUUGAUAAUUUAACUAUUAAUAUUUUUAGCUUACAAGUAUGUAAUAUAUUGUUUUUGUUUAAGUUUGCCAAAUGGUAUAUUGGCCCAAAACAACUGAUCAUAUUUGUUAGAGCUUUCCCAAUAUUAUACAAUGUUGUCAUCUAUUGAUGAUGUUGACAACUAUGAAGGAUGUUAACAUCUAUCAACAAUGUUGACAUCUAUCAACAAUGUUUACAUCUAUCAACAAUGUUGACAUCUAUCAAUAAUUUGGCAUCUAUCAAUAUAGUGCAAGUAGAGAAAUAUAAGUACUAAGGUGUCACCAUUAAUAGUAAUCAGCUUACAUAGCAUGAGCACGGCCCAAUUCUGUAUAUGAAAGUCAACCAAAGACUUCUCUAUCUUAAUAAAUUGUAAAAUUUCCGUGCAAAGGAACAAGGAUAUUAACUUAUUCUGCAGUGCAACAAAUGGAAGCCUACUUAACUUCUGUAUUACCUGCUGGCCUUGGAAUUCAUCUCCUGACAUCAAACACUGAAUAAACUCAUCAAGAGAGCUAGUAACAUCACACAAACUAAACAUCCUUCACUUGAAGAACUACAUGAAGAAAAAUUCUGUUGUAAAACUAAACAUUUUUUUAUACGUCCCACCCUCUUCAUGACGGAUGCCUAAAGGAUCAGUCUCUAUUAAAGUUAGGACCCAAAGAUAUGAAAAACUAUUUAGUUCCCCAGUCUGUACAAAUUGACCAGUGUGCUCCCCCAGCUUUUACCAAAUCAAAAUGACCACUAAUUACUGUCACCAAAGGAGUACAUUGAUGGCUUGUGUUUACAUUGUUAUUAUUGGAACAUUUUGUCUUGGCUAAAAUAUGUUUUUAUUGAUGUGCCAAAAAUGAAUGUCUACAAUGUAAUCAAAAACAUUUCCAUUUAUUUGGAUGAAUUAAAGAAUCUUAUCUUAUCAAGAC